Molecule: messenger RNA, 872 nt
Organism: Capsicum annuum
Lineage: Eukaryota; Viridiplantae; Streptophyta; Magnoliopsida; Solanales; Solanaceae
Exons: 2
Coding region: 178-519 (113 amino acids)
Source: RefSeq, a predicted model, not a curated record
AAAAAUAAAGAGAAAAGAAAAAAUAAGCCCUCAAAAUUACGUGGUUGAUAGCUGUUUGAUGCCUCUAAGAGCUCCUUGCUCCAAUUUUCCUUGCUCUCUUGUUUUACUGAUGUUAUUAUUCAUCCAUCCGUCUCUACAAACCAGAAGCUUAUGAAUGUUUGCUUGAAUUAACAUGAAAUGGACAAAAGCCUGUCUUUAGGUGGAAUUACCCACACAUAUUUAAACGAUGAAGACGAAGUAACUUUCAUUGGUUAUUACCAGUAUCUUUUUUUCUUGCGGCUAGGAUCUUCAUAUUAUAUUACGACCCAAAGUGUGGAUGAUACCUCAUCUCAAAUGAAGGUUGAUGAAAAGAUGGAAGAUAUUUCCUGGUGUUACCACAUACCUAUUUAUGACAAUAAUCUUCAAGAAGAGGAAGAUGCUCCAUCAGAACUUAAAAAAGGAGUGAAGACCAUAAUAGAUCCCUUGAAGGAAGUCAAUCUUUGCACCAAUGACGACACAAGACCAACUUACUGUUUCUAGAAAUGGAUGAAGAAAUCACUUAUAUGGACAUACUAAAAAAACAUAGGGAUGUCUUCGCUUGGAUUUAUAAGGAGAUGUCUGGCUUAGAUCCAAAAGUAGCAAUCUAUCAGUUGGCGGUCAAGAAUGAUGCUCGUCCUAUUAAGCAAGCCCAAAAGCACUUUAGGCCAGAUUGGUUCCACUGAUUUAAAAUGAUCUUAACAAACUCAUCAAAGCUGGCUUUAUUCAUGAAGUUAAAUACCCCACAUGGAUUUCAAGCAUCAUUUCUGCGAGGAAGAAGAAUUGACAAAUUUGAGUUUUUGUCGACUUUAUGAAUCUCAAUAACGCCUGCCCUAAGUAUGAUUUUCUAAUUAUCA